AAGAUGGGAGCCACCUCUUCCUGGGCGAGAGCGGUUUAAAAGGAGGGGUGCGCGGCAUUGCCUGCUCGCGUGGAGGAACGGGGGGAGGUCCGUCCACGCGCCCCCAAACCAGUAGGUUGGGACAGCUGGAAGUCAGCCGUUGUACAACAUGCUGCGAGUAAGUCUCUCACCCACCUUUUCACUGGGAUUUCAUCUGUUAGUCAUCGUGGCUGUCUUAUUUUCCCAUGUGGACCAUAUAAGUGCCGAGACAGAAAUGGAAGAAGAAGGCAAUAAAACUAACCAGUGUACUGGCUCAUAUUACUGUAAGAAAGGGGUGAUUUUACCCAUUUGGGAGCCCCAAGACCCUUCCUUUGGGGACAAAAUUGCUAGAGCGACUGUGUAUUUUGUGGCCAUGGUCUACAUGUUUCUCGGAGUCUCUAUCAUUGCCGACCGGUUCAUGUCCUCUAUAGAAGUCAUCACGUCUCAAGAAAAGGAAAUAACCAUCAAGAAGCCAAAUGGAGAGACCACCAAGACAACGGUGAGGAUCUGGAACGAGACGGUUUCCAACCUGACCUUGAUGGCCCUGGGGUCUUCUGCCCCAGAGAUUCUCCUUUCAGUCAUUGAAGUGUGCGGCCAUAACUUCACCGCGGGAGACCUGGGUCCCAGCACCAUCGUGGGAAGUGCUGCAUUCAACAUGUUCAUCAUCAUCGCUCUCUGUGUUUACGUGGUCCCAGAUGGAGAGACGAGGAAGAUUAAGCACCUGCGUGUGUUCUUCGUGACGGCAGCCUGGAGCAUCUUUGCCUAUACCUGGCUUUACAUCAUUCUGUCCGUCAUCUCUCCCGGGGUGGUGGAGGUCUGGGAAGGUUUGCUUACUUUCUUCUUCUUCCCCAUCUGCGUGGUGUUUGCUUGGGUGGCAGAUAGGAGGCUUCUGUUCUACAAGUAUGUCUACAAGCGGUAUCGGGCCGGCAAGCAGAGGGGAAUGAUUAUUGAACACGAAGGAGACAGGCCAUCCUCCAAGACUGAAAUCGAAAUGGAUGGGAAAGUGGUCAAUUCCCAUGUUGACAACUUCUUAGAUGGGGCUCUGGUUCUGGAGGUUGAUGAGAGGGACCAGGACGACGAAGAGGCUAGGCGAGAAAUGGCGAGGAUUCUGAAGGAGCUCAAGCAGAAGCAUCCAGAUAAAGAAAUAGAGCAAUUAAUAGAAUUAGCUAACUACCAGGUCCUAAGUCAGCAGCAAAAAAGCCGAGCCUUUUACCGUAUUCAGGCUACUCGCCUGAUGACUGGGGCGGGCAACAUUUUGAAGAGGCACGCAGCGGACCAAGCAAGGAAGGCUGUCAGCAUGCACGAGGUCAACACGGAAGUGGCUGAAACGGACCCUGUCAGUAAGAUCUUCUUUGAGCAAGGGACAUACCAGUGUCUGGAGAACUGCGGCACCGUGGCCCUGACCAUUAUCCGCAGAGGUGGCGAUCUGACCAACACUGUGUUUGUUGACUUCCGAACCGAGGAUGGCACAGCCAACGCGGGGUCUGAUUAUGAAUUCACUGAAGGGACUGUGGUCUUUAAGCCGGGCGAGACCCAGAAGGAGAUCAGAGUUGGCAUCAUCGAUGACGACAUCUUUGAGGAGGAUGAGAAUUUCCUCGUGCAUCUCAGCAAUGUCAAAGUGUCUUCGGAAGCUUCAGAAGAUGGCAUACUGGAAGCCAAUCACGUUUCUACACUCGCGUGCCUUGGCUCUCCCUCUACGGCCACCGUGACUAUCUUUGAUGAUGACCACGCGGGCAUCUUUACUUUUGAGGAGCCCGUGACUCAUGUGAGUGAGAGCGUUGGCAUCAUGGAGGUGAAAGUGUUGAGAACAUCUGGAGCUCGAGGAAAUGUCAUCGUCCCCUAUAAAACCAUCGAAGGGACCGCCAGAGGUGGAGGAGAAGACUUUGAGGACACCUGUGGAGAGCUCGAAUUCCAGAACGAUGAAAUUGUGAAGAUCAUUACCAUUAGAGUAUUUGACCGUGAGGAAUAUGAGAAAGAGUGCAAAUUCUCCCUUGUGCUUGAGGAACCAAUAUGGAUAAGAAGAGGAAUGAAAGGUGGCUUCACAAUAACAGAAGAAUGUGACGACAAGCAGCCGCUGACCAGCAAAGAGGAAGAGGAGAGGCGCAUUGCAGAAAUGGGGCGCCCCAUCCUGGGAGAACACACCAAGCUGGAAGUGAUCAUCGAGGAAUCCUAUGAAUUCAAGAGCACCGUGGACAAACUUAUUAAGAAGACAAACCUCGCCCUGGUGGUCGGGACGAACAGCUGGAGAGAGCAGUUCAUUGAAGCGAUCACUGUCAGUGCCGGGGAAGAUGAUGACGACGACGAAUGUGGGGAGGAGAAGCUGCCCUCCUGCUUCGAUUAUGUGAUGCACUUUCUGACUGUGUUCUGGAAGGUCCUCUUUGCCUUCGUGCCCCCUACAGAAUACUGGAAUGGCUGGGCAUGUUUCAUUGUCUCCAUCAUCAUGAUUGGCGUACUGACAGCUUUCAUUGGCGACCUGGCUUCCCACUUCGGCUGCACCAUUGGCCUGAAAGAUUCGGUGACUGCGGUCGUGUUCGUGGCACUCGGAACUUCAGUACCAGACACCUUUGCAAGCAAAGUGGCAGCUACCCAGGACCAGUACGCAGACGCAUCCAUUGGCAACGUCACUGGCAGCAACGCGGUGAAUGUCUUCCUGGGAAUCGGAGUGGCCUGGUCCAUCGCAGCCAUCUACCACGCGGCCAACGCACAGUUCAAAGUGUCCCCCGGCACGCUAGCUUUCUCUGUCACUCUCUUCACCAUUUUUGCUUUCAUCAAUGUGGGGGUGCUGCUGUAUCGGCGGAGGCCAGAAAUCGGAGGUGAGCUGGGUGGGCCCCGGACUGCCAAGCUCCUCACAUCAUCCCUCUUUGUGCUCCUGUGGCUCUUGUACAUUUUCUUCUCCUCCCUGGAGGCCUACUGCCACAUAAAAGGCUUCUGAAGGAACAAUCAGAUGUAGUAAAUUUAUAUAUAUAUA
Myotis lucifugus (little brown bat) is the source of this 2986-nucleotide messenger RNA. RefSeq names its product solute carrier family 8 member A1 (gene SLC8A1). The record is from RefSeq and is a predicted model, not a curated record. Gene Ontology annotation, biological process: calcium ion import across plasma membrane; sodium ion transmembrane transport; cell communication. Lineage: Eukaryota; Metazoa; Chordata; Mammalia; Chiroptera; Vespertilionidae. Gene Ontology annotation, molecular function: calcium:sodium antiporter activity. Gene Ontology annotation, cellular component: postsynapse; axon; sarcolemma.